GCUCCCUGGGCCUCGGCGGGGAGAUCCAGCAGGCCUGGGGCGCUGGCCCCCAGAGCUCUAGAAGUCAGGGACCUGCAUUUCGUCUGAGAGCGAGCCCUUCCAUUACGGCGGAUUCAGGGGACGGGAGAGCUUAGGAACAGCGCCCAGCUUAGCACCUGGAGGACGGGGCAAAGUAGGAGGGUGGAGCCCGAAAGAGUAGGCUGGCCGGGCGCGCGCGGGCGCUAAGUCCCUUUGCCCAUCACUGUGAGUGAAGGAGAGCGACCCAGGCUGCUAGGAAGAUGCCUGGCCAUUACAGCCUGAGGCCUUACACGUAUGUCUUUUUGUUGAGGUGAAUCUGAUUAAUGAGCCCCUGGUGAUAUUUGUUUGUGCAACUACAGGCCAAGGAGAUCCCCCGGACAACAUGAAGGUAAGGCUGACCUGAAGUGGCUUUCUCUGCUCAGGAGCCCAGAUCCCUGCCCUCAACCCACAUCCCACUUUCAUUGCUUGGAAAGUCUUGAGAGGAACAGUAGGUGCCUUCUUGUAUCUGCUGCACGUUAGCCAUGGAUUUGGAAGGAUGUCUUUGGGUGGCCCUGGGGGCUCGGUUGUCUUCCCUAAUAAACUAUUCACAGGCUACCACUGUAACUUUUCAUAUUUUCCUAGGGCUAUGUAGAAAUCUGAUAUGAGUCAUGUGUAUUUCAAAACUGUUCGACCUUCAGGGAACAUUCUUCAAUUCUUUGGCCAUCUUCUGAGCACACACCGUAUUCCAGGCAUAAUCUGGCGCUAGGACUCUGGCUGUGAACCUUGUAGUUACACUUCUACCCUCACGGAGCUCAAAACAUAGCAAAGGCAAGAGUUGAACUGGCAGUUACAGUACCAAGAAGUGCACGCUGCCAGGAAAGUGCCGGAUGUUAUGGGAGCACUAACGGGGGCUCUCUGGCCCAAUCCGGAAGUUCAGGGAGGGCUUUUGGAAAGCGUGGAGUAUAGGCAAGCCCGGAAAGAUAAGGGGCGGGGGGGGCUAGCCAGGCACUAGGAAAGAGGGAGCAGCCCCUGGAAAGAGCAGAAAGCAGUUUCGGAUAGUUGAGCCAAGGAGUGAGUCAGAGUUGGAGGGGAGAAGGGUGGCCGGCAGCCGGGCUGGAUCCCAAGGAGCCCAGCAGCCACAGAGAGGCGGAUGGACGUGAAACCAAGGGCCGUGGGAUCCGUGGGGUGACGCAGUCAUGUCCAUAUUCUAGGAAGACCAGCAGUUGUCUGCAGGGGAGACGGGCUGUAGGAGAGCAAGAACAACCCCAGGGUGCACAGAGCAGCCCAGAGACUGGCGGCUUGAGCCAGGGUGGGGGCAGAGUGGAGAAAAGCCAACGUACUGCAGAGAUGUCAGGAAGGUGAAAUGGACUGGACAUAGAAUCGAAUCUCAAAGUUGAGAAAGAAGGUGGAAUCGAGACAGGAGUUUGGGCUCAGGUACUAAGAUGGACGGCAGUUGCACACGCAGAUGUGAGAGAAUGGGGGCGGGUGAGGUACCUGGCUGUUCAGGUGGCAGCACAGUGGGUCCGGAGCUCUAAUGAGCUCCUAGGUGGAGGUAGAUGUCGGAGUGGCCAAAAUACGGAGGCGUGCGAAAGGAAGCUGCCCCCUGCCCCCAGGACAGGCUGCCCUGUCCACUUUGAGCCUGGCAGGUGGGAAAAGCCUGUGGCCGCAGCGGCCAGAAGAGGGCGUGCGCCCCUUCCAAGGUCAAGGCAGAGAGGUGACUCUCUUCAGAAGGUCUCCCGCACUCACACAGCCGGGAAACAAGGGCUUCUGGAAGUUCAUAUUCCGAAGAAACCUGCCGUCGACCUCCCUCUGUCAGAUGGACUUUGCCGUCCUGGGCCUUGGGGAUUCCUCUUACGCCAAGUUUAACUUUGUGGCCAAGAAGCUGCACCGCCGGCUGCUGCAGCUGGGGGGCAGCGCCCUCCUGCCCGUGUGUCUGGGCGAUGACCAGCACGAGCUGGGGCCUGAUGCCACCAUCGACCCCUGGCUACGCGACCUGUGGGAGAAGGUACUGGGGCCGCAUGCUGUGCCCCUCGACCUUGGUGUGACCGCGCCCGCAGUCCCCUGGCCCUCCAGGUUCACCCUGCAGCUCCUUCAGGAGGCCCCCAGGAAGUGCUCGGAGGAGCUGAGCGUGGCCGGGACAGACCCUCAGGGACCGCCUUCAGAGCUGCAGCCCUUCCUGGCACCCAUGGUCACCAACCAGAGGGUCACCGGCCCCUCACACUUUCAGGAUGUCCGCCUGAUUGAGUUUGACAUCUCGGGCUCCGGGAUCAGCUUUGCAGCAGGCGACGUGGUGCUGAUCCAGCCCGAGAACGCGGCCAGCCGCGUCCAGCAGUUCUGCCAGCUGCUGGGCCUGGACCCCGACCAGCACUUCAUGCUGCAGCCCCAGGAGCCAGGUGAGUCCCCAAGCCCAGGGUGGGGCCCCCCUCGUGCUGCCCUCUCCCCUGCCGCCCCAGUCCCUGGCCCCCACAGCCUCCCAUCCCCUGCGGCAGGUGUCCCUUGCCCAGAGCGGCUGCCCCAGCCCUGCUCCGUGCGGCGCCUCGUGUCCCAGUAUCUGGAUAUCUCCAGCGUGCCCCGCCGCUCCUUCUUUGAGCUCCUGGCCUGCCUCUCCCCGCACGAGCUGGAGCGGGAGAAGCUGCUGGAGCUCAGCUCUGCCCGAGGCCAGGAGGAGCUGUGCGAGUACUGCACGCGGCCCCGCAGGACCAUCCUGGAGGUGCUGUGCGACUUCCCACACACGGCCAGCGCCGUGCCCCCGGCCUACCUGUUCGACCUCAUCCCCCCGAUCCGGCCGCGGGCCUUCUCCAUCGCGUCCUCCCUGCUGGCUCACCCUGAGAGGCUGCAGAUCCUCGUGGCCGUGGUGCAGUACCGGACACGCCUCAAGGAGCCCCGCCGGGGCCUCUGCUCCUCCUGGCUGGCGUCUCUGGACCCCGGGCAAGGACCUGUCCAGGUGCCCCUGUGGGUGCGUUCCGGGGGCCUGAAGUUCCCAGAGACACGAGACACGCCCGUGAUCCUGGUGGGGCCUGGCACGGGCGUGGCCCCCUUCCGAGCAGCCAUCCAGGAGCGCGUGGCCCGGGGUCAGAUUGGAAACGUCUUGUUUUUCGGCUGCCGCCAGCGGGACCAGGACUUCUACUGGGAGGCAGAGUGGAAGGAGCUGCAGGAGCGGGGCUGCCUGACUCUCAUCACAGCCUUCUCCCGGGAGCAGGUGGCUGUGUGGCGGCCGGGAGGGCGGCGGGGAGGGCGGCCGGGACGCAGACUCAUCCCACCCACCCCUGCUGCGUCCUCCCCGCAGGAGCAGAAGGUAUACGUGCAGCACCGGAUCCGCGAGCAGGGGCCACUGGUGUGGGAGCUGCUGGAGCGCCGGGGCGCCCACUUCUACCUGGCGGGCAACGCCAAGUACAUGCCGGCCGGCGUGUCGGACGCCCUGACCUCCAUCUUCCAGGAGGAGGGUGGGCUCUCCAGCCCCGAGGCGGCCGCCUACCUUGCCAGGCUCCAGCGGACGCUGCGUUUCCAGACUGAGACGUGGGCCUGAGGCGCCGUCGUGCUGGUGGCCGCAGCCACUCUGACCACUGUCCUCCGGGGGCCGUUGCUACCUCCCGCCCUCAUGCCAGCGGGAGGACAGGCAGCUCUCCGGCAGCCCGCCCGCCCGCACUCCAGCUGACUCCCAUCCCACCCGCGCCCCGGCCCUGCGGCCCACCCCCACCACGAGGGCUGCAGGCUCCUGCUGGCCCCGCUCGGGUCCCGGUCAGGCUGGGGCCUGGGCUGCACACACCUUCCUGGCCUGGCUCCAGGAAAGUCUCAGCAAUAAAUGAUGUGCUCUGA
Messenger RNA from Sus scrofa (pig), 3813 nucleotides. The record is from RefSeq and is a predicted model, not a curated record. NCBI's taxonomy places the organism in Eukaryota, Metazoa, Chordata, Mammalia, Artiodactyla, Suidae.